UUGACAUGGAAGUAAAAGAAAAACGGAAAAAGUUGUGUGACAUUUCCGCAGGCCGUCGGAGAACGAAAUAUAUUUGGCUAUUCGUCUAAAAUAAUGUUUAAAUAUAUUAACUUAUUUUAAAAAUAGGUGUCAGAGAUGGUGCUUAAAAUUCCUCAGAAACUUUUGUACUAUACCAGCGGUUUACUUGAAUUGGUUAACUGAAUACGCCCUUGAAAAUAGUGAUACAAAAAGUCUUAAGUCAGCAUAGCAACAACACUUGAGUAAAUUAAACAUUAUAUUCAAGAAUAAUCGAAGAUAUUACAUUAAUGGUGCCUUUAUGAGAUGAGUGAUGAAAUUUUAUGGCAUAUACAGCUAGACCAUCAUAGAUUUAUUUGAUUAAGUAUAUUUAUAAGUCGGAGUGGUGCUUCAGACUAGAGUAAGAUGAUAACAAGGCGAUGGUUCCAUCCCUCACUGAAUGGUAUAGAUGCAGAAAAGUUAUUAUUAGAUAAAGGCAGAGACGGCUACUUCCUUGCCAGGCCCAGUAUGAGCAAUAAAGGUGACUUUACACUGUCUGUGAGAAGAGGGACGGCGAUAACACACAUUAAAAUUCAGAACAAUGGUGAAUUCCUCGAUCUGUAUGGUGGAGAGAAAUUUGCUACCUUGUCUGAACUCGUUCAAUUUUAUAUGGAUAAUCAGGGUCAGUUACGUGAGAAGAAUGGAAAUAUAAUCAGACUUAAGACUCCUUUAAACUGCGCCGAUCCUACCACGGAACGUUGGUAUCACGGACAGCUCACUGCCAAGGAAGCUGAGAGGAUGAUGCUGGAAAAUGGAAAAAAUGGAUCCUUUCUUGUAAGAGAAUCGCAGAGACAGCCCGGUGAUUUCGUACUAUCAGUUCGAACGAGAGACAGAGUUACUCAUGUUAUACUAAGACGACAGGACAAUAAAUACGACGUCGGGGGAGGCCAGCAGUUCGAUGACAUUGUCAGCCUCAUAGAACACUAUAGGAACUAUCCUAUGGUGGAGACCAAUGGGGAAGUCUUGAGGUUGAUCCAACCUUUCAACGCAACACGUAUCCAAGUGCAACAUUUCCACACACGUGUGAAACAACUCCAAAAGGAAAACGAGGGUCCCAUAGAAAGCAUGGCUUAUAAACAAGGCUUCUGGGAGGAAUUCGAAACGUUGCAAAUGAUGGAGAAUCUACAAUUAUUCGAUAGAAUGGAGGGUUCCAAGCCGGAAAAUAUAAGGAAGAACAGAUACAAGAAUAUUAUACCGUUCGAUCACACCCGUGUAAUACUCAGAGACGUCCCGCCUGACGCCCCGCCGGGGUCGGACUACAUCAACGCUAACUACAUCCGAUGUGACUUCAUCGACUCCAAUUCUGAAUCACACGAGGUGAACGGCUGUAACGAAAACAACAGCCCCAACACUAAGGAUAUGGCGAAGACCAAAGACAAAUCGUCUCCAAUGCACACGGGUGUCAUCAUCACCGAAGAGAAACCGAGAGAAACAAUGAAAGGUUACGGCAACGGAACACAUAAAACUAUACCGUCCUUCGAACCGUGCGUUCUAAGAACGAAUCCGAAUUACGUGAACACAACGAUACCGAAAACGACGGAGAAGUUAGACAAAUGCGAUCCGGACAAGGUUUACAACAAGAUAUACAUUGCGACCCAGGGUUGUCUAUCCACUACCAUCUAUCAGUUCUGGUCGAUGAUAUGGCAAGAGGACGUGCGCAUUAUAAUAAUGACCACGAAGGAAAUCGAGCGCGGGAAAGUCAAGUGCGAGCGCUACUGGCCCGAAUUAAACAAGACGGAAGUCAUCAAGAAGUACACUAUUUUUAACGAAUCCGAGUCAUCCACCCAAGAUUACACUUUACGACGGUUCCUGAUUACGAAGAAAGACGAAACAAAGAAGAGGACCAUAUAUCAUUUCCACUUCACCGCCUGGCCGGACCACGGGGUGCCGUCCGAGCCUGGCCGAGUUCUGAAUAUUCUUCUGGACGUGAACUACAGACUUCAACAGAUAAUGACCAGUCCUGACCCCCCAAACCAGGCUGUGAUCUGCGUGCAUUGUUCCGCGGGGAUCGGUAGGACGGGCACGUUCAUAGUCAUAGAUAUGAUUCUGGAUCAAAUACGGAAGGAGGGUUUUAACUUCGAAAUAGAUAUCCAUCGUACGGUGCAAAUGGUCCGCGACCAGCGCUCCGGUAUGGUCCAGAACGAGGCGCAAUACAAGUUCAUAUACAUGGCCCUCUUGGAGUUCAUCGAAACUGAGAAGCAAAGGGCCAUGGGUCUCGGGCCGACGCCGUCGCUGGACGCCACUCGCAUAUGAUCCGAGAUGUUUUGUAAAUACGUCAAGAAGAAAAAUCGUUUAAAAUGCUUUAUUAAUCGUAAAGGGGCGAGUAGAGGUCUAGUGUUCCCUAAAACUAUACUAUAAAAUGUUAGAUGUACGUUAAGAAUUUACGCUAGGUCGUUUAUUAAUUUUAUCAUAGUUUUAUUGAAGAUAUUGCAAUAUUUUAUAGAAGUGGAAAUAUAUUUAUGUAUAAUAAUAACGGAAUUAUUAAUAAAUUUAGUAUUUAAGUUACGUUUUUUCAAAAGACGCAGUAUGAUAGUGAUCAUUAUCUUUUUUUUUUUUUGUCUUCUAACGAUUGUAAAUGUUACAUUGUCUUCGUACUUUCCGUAGUUGUACGCCACGAUAAGCUAGACUUUAGUACUAACAGUCUAUAAAUAAUACUAUAUCGCUGAUUGUUACUCGGGACAUGAUUAUUUUUCCUCAUACAAUGCUAAUUCUAAUACGUCACUGUGUAAUUUUUUUAAUGUAUAAAACGAAAUCAAUGAUAGUGAAUAUAGGACAUGUAACGGAGACCUGAAGAAUGUUUCAAAUUGUUGCUUUAAAAAUGUGUACUAUACGGAGUCAGGAGAUUGACUUCAAAGUGAUCUCGAAUCAAUUUUUAAUUAGAGAGAGUAUAUUAUUUACUUUUACUCAUGAUAGUCCUUUACAGUAGCAAUAAAAACAAAAUAUAAGCGUGUCUCAGACGAGCAGGUCCGGGCCGCGGUGUUAGGGAUAGAUUAACAAUAUUUUUCUAUAAAAAAAAAUGCUAUGAACCCUGUUACUAAUUGUUUAAAAUAUAUUUGUAGUCGGGAGCUUAAAAGGAGCAUUUUGUAACAUCCGUCACACACAAUAUCCAACCCCUUGUAGAGACAUCGGUGUCUGUCAAUGAGGUACUUCUCUUUGGUAUAUUUAUUGUAUCUUCUAUAGAUUUUUAAUUUUACAGUAGUGAGAAUUCUGAGGUGCUUUGUAACUGUGCUUACUCGUCUUAGACGAUAGUGGAUAUUAUCUUCAUCUUAACAUGUUAUAAUGGAAUUGGAAAUCGAUUUGUUACUUAGUUUUAUUUCAUCGAUUUUGAUGAAUUUAUUUUUAUUUACAAAAUUUACUUAAUAAAUAACAGUAUGUUUUGAAUAUCGACCGAGGCGUCCGUCGCUGUUUAUUCAGAACUGGCAUGUAAUUUCAAAUGUUUUGUUGGCAUUUUAUUUAUCUAUUCCUGUAUGUAAAGCUGAGCUUAAACAAUGCAUGAAUAUAGAAUGAAGCGAAUUGUUAUCUGCUGAAGAUAUAUGUUGUGUUAUAAUAAUUAAUAAAAUGUGAUAUUGUACA
Molecule: messenger RNA, 3627 nt
Organism: Danaus plexippus (monarch butterfly)
Lineage: Eukaryota; Metazoa; Arthropoda; Insecta; Lepidoptera; Nymphalidae
Gene: csw
Product: tyrosine-protein phosphatase corkscrew
Exons: 2
Coding region: 421-2307 (628 amino acids)
Biological process (GO): protein dephosphorylation
Molecular function (GO): protein tyrosine phosphatase activity
Source: RefSeq, a predicted model, not a curated record